Molecule: messenger RNA, 602 nt
Organism: Cloeon dipterum
Lineage: Eukaryota; Metazoa; Arthropoda; Insecta; Ephemeroptera; Baetidae
Product: 58 kDa phosphoprotein-like
Exons: 5
Coding region: 179-529 (116 amino acids)
Source: RefSeq, a predicted model, not a curated record
GUUGGAGGAAAAUAUAAGUAAAUGCGACAGACCGCUAGCAGAUAGUGCGACACUCUUCACACGCAACGUUUGUAGAUAAAUGUACGAAUGAAUGGUAUAAAAGCUGUGGGCCUGCAAUCGAACAGUACAAUUCAGUUUGUCUUCUCAUACAAACAGAACUCCAACCUCAAAACUCAAAAUGAACAAGCUCGUCGCUGUCGUUGCCCUCUGCUUCCUUGCUAACAUUGCAUUCGCUGCCAAGUUCAACCGUGAUGAAGCAGCCGAAGGUGGCUCUUCCAGCGGCGGAAGCAUUCCCAACAUGGGCGCUUUCAUGAACCAAAUCCAGGGUAUUAUGGAGCAGGCUCAAGCUGGAAACGGCGGUGGCGGCGCCGAAAACGAAGAGGGAAGCUCCGGCGGCAGCGGUGGCAUGUUCGGUAUGCUUGGAAGCAUCCCUGCCAUGCCCUCAGGAAUGCCCGAGAUGCCCACUGGUAUGCCCGAGAUGCCCACUGGUAUGCCCGCUGGUGUCCCCGGCAUCGGAGGCUCCAAGUAAGAAGUUCAGCGCCGUCAUUUCCAAAAUCCAGCCCAAUCAGUUGCGACGACCUUCCCGUAAUAUAUCAAAGUCA